CGACCACACCGCAUCGGCCAUACGGACGCAAUUUCAUCCCACGCAGCCCCGUACCCGACGCCCAUUUACGCGUCAUGCGGCUGGCAAACAUUUUCCACGGCGCGGACGUCAGGAUCCGCCUGCUCCGCUUUAAAACAUGAGGCACCGUUGCGGGGAGCGUCCCAACGCUACCUAAGUACCUUACUGCUGGAUCUUGAAGGACCCGACGUCUGCGUCUACAAGUACUAGAGAAGUCCUGGCUGCGCUUCCGGAAGGAGCCCUUUUGGUGCGAUGUGUGCGCUCGAGUCGGCGUUUGUGAAUACAGUUAUCACGGGUGAACAAGAGAAGGGAAUUGCACCUGGGACUACUACUACAUCAUCAUGCGUGCAGCGAGAUACUACGGAAAAGAAGAUAUCCGGAUUGAAGAUGUGGAAGUGGAGAAGUGUGGAGAGGGACAAGUCAGAGUCGCCCCGUCCUACGUCGGAAUCUGCGGAACAGAUCUCCACGAAUACCUCGGCGGCCCGACCUUCGCGCCCACAAAGCCCCAUCCAAUAACCCACGACACGAUACCAAUAACGCUCGGCCAUGAAUUCUCGGGCAUCAUCAGCGAAGUCGGACCCGGCGUCGCCUCCCUCACACCGGGCCAACAUGUCGUCGUACAACCCACGCUCUACUGCGGGACCUGUUCGGCCUGCACUUCCGGGGUGGAAAAUGUAUGCUACAAAGGCGGCUUCGUUGGGUUGAGCGGCGGCGGAGGUGGGCUAAGCGACUCAGUCGUCGUACCUAAGAGGGCGAUACUCAAGCUACCGGAUGGCAUACCGCUGGAUGUUGGAGCGCUAGUGGAGCCACUGAGCGUGGCGUGGCAUGCCAUAUCUGCUGCGCCGCUGACGCAGGAUUCAACUGUCCUUGUUUUGGGCGGUGGCCCGAUCGGACUCGCGGUCGUGCAGUGCCUUGUGGCUCUGAAGACGAAGAAGAUCAUCAUGAGUGAGGUGUCCAAGUCCAGACAAAGGUUUGCAAGGGAGUUUGGGGCGCACCAUGUUCUGGAUCCGAAGACGUAUAAUCUCGUGGCUAUCAGUAAAGAGCUUAGCGGUUCUGAUGGGCCGGAUGUGGUGUUCGACUGCGCCGGCGUGCCCGCGAGCAUAACGACAGCCUGUCAAGCGGUACGAGCAAGAGGAACGGUGGUGAACGUCGCGAUUUGGGAAAGAGAAGUCCUCUUCCAGCCGAACAUACUGGUGUUUAAGGAGGCCAAAUAUACUGCGGUAUUGGGGUACCAGAGAAAGGAUUUCCAGGCUGUAAUUGAUCAUCUCGCUGAUGGGAGUUUGAAGCCUGAAAAGAUGAUCACAAGCAAAAUCAAGUUAGAGAGCCUGGUAGAGGGCGGGAUUAAGGCUUUGAUCAAUGAUAAAGAAAGCCAUGUGAAGAUUUUGGUAGAGGUGGGGGUGGGUGGUAAGUAGGCUGUUAAGUCUCAUGACAAUACGGAAAGUGCCUUCCAAUACAAUACGUAUUGCUCGAUUUUCGCCUACCUAAGUACUACAAGUUAGCAAAAUCAUAAUUUUCAAUCCGC
Molecule: messenger RNA, 1540 nt
Organism: Trematosphaeria pertusa
Lineage: Eukaryota; Fungi; Ascomycota; Dothideomycetes; Pleosporales; Trematosphaeriaceae
Product: GroES-like protein
Exons: 3
Coding region: 360-1430 (356 amino acids)
Biological process (GO): butanediol biosynthetic process
Cellular component (GO): cytoplasm
Molecular function (GO): zinc ion binding; (R,R)-butanediol dehydrogenase activity
Source: RefSeq, a predicted model, not a curated record